Chelonus insularis is the source of this 1878-nucleotide messenger RNA. RefSeq names its product Catalase (gene Cat). Gene Ontology annotation, molecular function: heme binding; catalase activity. Gene Ontology annotation, biological process: hydrogen peroxide catabolic process; response to hydrogen peroxide. The transcript is spliced from 7 exons. Gene Ontology annotation, cellular component: cytoplasm; peroxisome; mitochondrion. Bases 86 to 1618 code for a protein of 510 amino acids. The record is from RefSeq and is a predicted model, not a curated record. Lineage: Eukaryota; Metazoa; Arthropoda; Insecta; Hymenoptera; Braconidae.
CGUUAUUGCGCUCUGAUUUGGACAUACGUCUUUGAGUUUUCUUUCAAACCGGCUUUUUUGUGAAAAUUUGGAAAAUUUAUCAAUCAUGGCGAGAGAUCCAGCUUCUGAACAGCUGAAUAAUUACAAGAAAACAGUUCAGGGACCACCACCUGUCCUACUUACCGGAAAUGGAAAUCCCAUCGCUAACAAGAAAGCCAGCCUUACUGUGGGCCCCCGAGGUCCUCUAUUGCUCCAGGAUUUCGUUUAUCUCGAUGAGAUGUCUCAUUUUGAUCGGGAGAGAAUUCCUGAACGUGUUGUCCAUGCUAAAGGAGCAGGUGCCUUCGGUUAUUUUGAAGUUACCCAUGACAUCACACAGUAUACAAAAGCUAAAGUUUUUUCGAAAAUUGGAAAGAAAACUCCCAUUGCUGUAAGAUUCUCAACUGUGGGUGGAGAAAGUGGAUCAGCAGACACAGUGAGGGAUCCUCGUGGAUUCGCAGUUAAAUUUUAUACUGAAGAAGGAAUUUGGGAUCUCGUAGGCAACAAUACACCCAUUUUCUUUAUCAAAGAUCCUCUCUUUUUCCCGAGCUUUAUCCACACACAGAAAAGAAAUCCUGCGACACAUCUUAAAGACAUGGAUAUGUUUUGGGAUUUUCUAUCACUAAGACCUGAGUCGACUCAUCAAGUUAUGAUUUUAUUUGGUGAUCGUGGUAUUCCUGACGGAUAUCGCCACAUGAAUGGAUAUGGCUCUCAUACGUUCAAACUUGUUAAUGCCCAAAAUGAAUUCGUUUGGUGCAAAUUCCAUUACAAGACCGACCAAGGUAUAAAGAACAUCUUAGCUGAAGAUGCUGCAAAGAUAGCUUCCGAUGAUCCAGAUUACAGUAUUCGCGAUUUAUACAAUGCAAUCGCAAGAAAGGAUUUCCCUAGUUGGACGUUUUAUAUUCAGGUGAUGACCCAGCAGCAAGCCGAUAAGUUUCAAUGGAAUCCUUUCGACUUGACAAAGGUUUGGCCUCACAAGGAUUAUCCUCUCAUUCCUGUAGGGAAAUUAGUACUGGACAGAAAUCCGGAUAAUUAUUUUGCUGAUGUAGAACAAUUGGCAUUUGAUCCUGCACAUAUGCCACCUGGAAUUGAACCCAGUCCAGACAAAAUGCUUCAGGGUAGAUUGUUUGCAUAUGGAGAUACUCACAGACAUCGUCUGGGACCAAACCAUCUUCAGUUACCUGUUAACUGCCCCUACAAAAGUAUAUCAGCAAUCAACUACCAACGUGAUGGCCUUAUGCCUGUUUACAAUCAAAAUGGUGCUCCUAACUAUUACCCCAACAGCUUCAGUGGACCUGAAGAAUGUCCGGCCGUCAAAUCACCACCAUUUAGCGUUUUCGGUGACGUUGAUCGUUAUGAACCCGUUAACGAAGAUGACUUUGGUCAAGUAACAUUGUUAUGGAGAAACGUGCUUGAUGCAGAUGCACGGACCCGACUUGUCAACAACCUGGUAGCCAGUCUUAAAGGUGCUUCAAACUUCAUAGUGGAAAGAGCUGUGAGAAACUUCUCUAACGUGGAUGUUGAUCUUGGCAACAGAUUGACGGAGGGAUUGAAGAAAGUAGGAAAGUCAAUCAAUGCUUCUGGAAAAUGUCCUAAAAUGUAAAACAUACCUACUUCAAUCGUAAUUCUUGUUAUAACUAAUAUUUUGUUUUUAUUUUAUGAAUGAGAAUAUCUAUUUACUACAAAAGGAAAUGAUAAUGAUAAUUAUCACACUAAAUUUGUAAUAUUGUUUAUGGGUAUUUCACUGAUAUAGUAUUUUAUUAAGAUUUUGCUAAAGCACAAUUUUUUUAAUUUUUAAUAUCAACUUAUAUUAUUAACAUAUCUACUUAAAUGAACAAAAAUAAAAUACGUUUUGUAAGUUUG